AUGGCCAUGGCGGCGCGUUGCAACACGCCUAGUGUCAACCUCCUAUCCCUCCUCCUCCUCCUCCUCCUCUCCAGCGCACUCCUCGUCACCGCCGCCGGCAACUCCGCCAAGGACGCCUGCUCCAAGGCGCCAGACCAGCAGUUCUGCGUGGCCUUCCUGGCAGGCAUCCCGGAGAGCAUGACGGUGGACGCGCGCGGGCUGGCGGAGCUGGGCAUCCGUGCCGCGGCCAAGAUCGGCGCCGCGGAGGGCACGGCCGCGCGCACCCAGCUGAACCUGGUCACGAUCAAGGGCCCGCAGUGGCAGUGCAUGGACUCGUGCGUCGCCGACGUGGAGGAGGCCGUCUCCCACCUCGACGUCGACAGGGGCAAGGGCGGCGUCACCGCCAUGGACGACGCCAAGUUCAACGACGCGCGCGACUACGUGGAGAGCGCCGAGAAGGACGGGCUGACGUGGAACUGCGACCAGUGCCGGGAUGGCCUCACGGCGCCCGUCAAGACCGGGCUGCUACCCAAAGGCAACGAGUUCGAGAAGGUCAUGGGGGCCGUCACUGCCCUCAUCAAGCGGGCCGGUGGGAGCGCCGCGCCGGCGCCAGCGCCCGGCCCGUCCUGA
Molecule: messenger RNA, 609 nt
Organism: Triticum turgidum subsp. durum (durum wheat)
Lineage: Eukaryota; Viridiplantae; Streptophyta; Magnoliopsida; Poales; Poaceae
Source: the annotation of a GenBank genome assembly